CUUCAUUCACUGACUGUGAUCUGUAGUCUUGCGACCUAAACCGCAAGAGUAAGACCACCGAACCGUCCGCCUUCGGCGACGAGAACGUGUUAUCCGGUCCCUUCGGCGACACGCAAAUCGACAAACCCAAGGUAGCACGUCCAGCGAACCGCUCCGCGUACGCCGACACCCGCGAGUAUUCUGUCGGAAAAGCCGCGAAAAAGAAGUCGAUUGCAGCUCAGCGCGACUAUUCUCGACGGCAGUACGAUCAGGCGGACGAGGACGACUGGUUUUCGCGCCAGGAGUCGCGCGGGAAGGCGAGUUCGAGCAAGCAGCCUCCGCCUCAGCGUCUGCCCGAUAUCCACAUCAAGGCGUCCGACCUGCGCAUCAAGGGCAUGUCGAAGCAACGCGACCGGGACGUGGACUUGCCCCAGCCCUCGCGCAUGGCAUACGAUGGCCCGCCGCACCGCGGGGGAAGCAGCGACGAAGAGGAUGGAGGCGGCAGGCGGAAAGCGCGCCGGGCGCGGGGGAAGGCGGGCAGCAGUCAUCGUCGCGACGACUAUGAGAUGCAGGCGUACGAGGACUCGCGCCAGGCGUAUGGCGAUUCGCGGUAUGGAGACGCGCGACAGUCGAAGUACAGCAAGCUGCCUUCCAGUUCUCGGAAUCCGCCCUCGAGCUCCCGAAAUCCACCCCCGAGCUCGCGCAGCAAUGGGGCUCCGAGCUCUCGCAACGGGCCCUCUAGCUCGCGAGGACCUCCGAGUGGUCGCGGGUACGGCCAGCCUGCGGCAGGUGGGAGCGGCGGGUCUUCGAAUAGGCCACGGUAUAAGGGCGGAUACUCGAGGGACUAGACAGUUCGUGUGGCAUGUUCACGAACGGCUAUCGCUGGGCAGUAUAAGUGUGGCAUGUCUGACUCGCAUUCCUUAUCGUUAUUGCUGUCGUGCUACCGUGUAUGUGGUGGCCUCCUGGAGAUGUACACCCUAUCUAUCUAUACAUACACACAAUCUCUGUACAUAUACACUUGUUAUCGCGCUGAGUUGAAGGGUUCUUGGAUGUGCAUACUUGGUGAGCAUUUUGUUUUCCUACCUCAAGUCUUGCCGCAGCCGUACCUCUGCAGCAUAUAUAUCUAUCAGGGC
Schizophyllum commune H4-8 is the source of this 1112-nucleotide messenger RNA. RefSeq lists its product as uncharacterized. The record is from RefSeq and is a predicted model, not a curated record. Bases 433 to 1017 code for a protein of 194 amino acids. Lineage: Eukaryota; Fungi; Basidiomycota; Agaricomycetes; Agaricales; Schizophyllaceae. The transcript has a single exon.